UGGAGGAGCAAAGAUCAGCAUCUUCAGACUCAGCAUCGCAUCUUUUGGUCCAUGGCUCCAACUGCAGUCAUGAAUGUAGGUAUCUGUCUGUGUGUUCUCCUGGCUGCUUUGUCCAGCAGUUCGCUGAGUCUGCCCUCACAGUCCAUGUCACAGAUAGCUGAGGGUGAGGCUCUCGUGUCAGACAACCCGCCUCCCCCAUCCCUCAACACACGCCAGGCCCGCUCGGCCCCAGCGGCCCCCUCAGGGCAACUAGCCAACUACAACCAACUACAGGAGGAGGCAAAUGCUAGAAACAGCCUGAGCCAGCUACUGGCCAGAGUCCUCUCAAGGAAAGGCUCUCCCUACGAGACCAGAUCCUCCCUCACCAGCAGAGCCAGUGGUCUGGCCCCGGGCCACAGGAUAAAGGACAGAGACUACCAAGGCUGGAUGGACUUUGGUCGACGCAGUGCGGAGGAGUAUGAAUACCCCUCCUAAAGGCACGGCUUGCUUCCUCCAAAACCUAAGUUACAACCCCUAUCACUGCCAAUAAAAGCCCACAAAAAAUAAUACGCCCUUUUCACACUGCACUUACUGUAACCAAGGGCUGACGUGACUGGAACCCAUAGUGUGUGUAACAUCAAAAUAUAUAAACGGCGAGGGGGGGAUGGCCGAUGAAUCUCCAUGCUGAAGUAAAGAGCACUUGCCAAACUGCUCCCCACACUACGUCAGAAUUGUAUUCAAGCACAAAUGUUACAGAUAAUGCUGACAAUUUUCUAUAUUGUUGUUAUUGUCAGGAAAUCCUACAAAAGAUAAAAAACAACAGUGCGUAUGCUCAUCUCACAUUAUUUUCUGACUUCCCUGUAUGUGGCUGUCUAGCCCUUUUGUUCUAAUUGAAAACAUAAAUCAUUAAAAACAGCUCACAAAUAAAUGGUUUCAUUCUUACAAAGACUCAUUAAUGCAGAAACAGAGGGGCUGUAGUUUUAGAAGUCAUCACUUAAACAGGAGGAAAUGGGAAUGUUCAUUGUAAUUCAAGAGCACGUCCCACAGUGCAACAGUGUGACUCAGUGACUGGUUUUUAUAGUUUUAAGGCAACAGUGGAGGUCUAUGGCAAAGAGGAUAAUUGAGGCUUUGGCUGCACACGUAAUAUUUGUGAAAUAGGUUUUAAUUCAUCGUUGAUAUUGUUGUUUUUAUUGGAUUUUUUGACAAUAAGAAAAAUACAGAAUUUUUCCAAACCUAUGCUUUAAGACCAACAGGAACAGACACAAGGUUGUGUUGACAGCUCAGCAGACAUUGGCUCUUAGGUCUUGCGCAAAAUUGAGCAAGGCUUUUGACAAAUUGUGUGAAUGGAUAUAGUCUCAAUUUACUUGGAUAAGAAAAAAACUGAAUAUUAACCAGAAAAUGUUCCAUUAAAUAUAAAUUCCAGCCCUGUUCUCACUGUCUUAACACUUAAAUUUAUGUUACUCAAAGUUAUUAAAGAGUCUCAUUCUUCUGACCAUUAGGAAUGUAUCAAAGGCCUUCAUAUUGGAUCGUAAUGAGCCACAUGGGUGUCUUUGGCAAUUGGAUCAAAAGUGUGAUUUAAGUCUGUAUCUUUUAUUGGUCCUCAAUUCAUUGAGCUAACUGCAGCCCAGAGCUUCAAUUCACAUGUCUAUUCAUGUCAUACCAACUCUAACGAAAACAUUGUGAUACAUCAGUACAUCAGAGUAUCAGUAAGGAGUCUCUGAAUUGGAACAAAAGUUGCUUUAAACAGCACAAACUUUUCUCCCCAACCCUGCCUGAUGAAGGUAACCCUGGGCUCAAAAUGUGCAGUGUGAAAAGCAUAAGAUAUGUCCUAGAAAGCACAAGGUGUGGUCUGCUCUAUAUGAGAUGCAUAGGAGUUGCCCUAUCAUUCAUUAUAGACCUCGGUGGAGGAAAGUACUGCAGAUAAGAAUAGAAGAGUGUUUUUUUUUUUGUUUUUUUUAAAUAGUAUGUAUGUAUGCACUCUUAAAGGUUAAAGUCUCUGUGAUACAUUAUAACUUUCUACAAACUUUCAGAUUCAACAAAAAUCUAAAUAAAGCUCUGUUUUCCUCUGAUGUCAGCAAGAAAUGCAAAUGCCUUUGUUUGGGAUUAUGAUGUUAUUAUGAUUCGAGGGCACAGUAUUAUGAUCCCAAGCAUUUCAUGUGUCCUUUGCCUGCGGCUGCCGUGUCUAUGAGUGACCUUCCACAUGAGCAUUUGGCAUAAUUCACCAGGGUUUCCUCAAGUACAUGAAAGCCAGGACAUUAUCAUUAGUUUCUAUUGUUUACAAAGAUCAGUCUUUCGCAGGAUGAGCACUUGGAAUAAUGAGCCAUUUUCCUGAACAUUUAAAUUGGUUUAAUCCUGUUUUAGAAGUGGCUCUGAAACGCAUCCUAAUUUAUUUAUUUUAUAUAAAUUUAUAAAGGUACUUAUCAUCAAUUUUUGUUAAUCAUUUAUUAAACUGGGGAAUGAAACAAAUCUUUAACACACUGCUAAAGUGAGGGAACACUUUGCUCAAAUCAUUCAGUGGACGUCAACUAUAAUACCAUAUUUUAACAUAUGAUUUUAUGCCUCCAGGUGAUUUAAAUCAAAUGCUAAUGAGGAGCAGAGGAGCAAAAGGUGAACAUCAAGUGAAAGUGAGGGAUUCUCUGCCUGGCUGAACACACAGGAAACCUGAAUGCACCCUGUUCGUAGAGAGAAAUGUAAUAAAAUUAAGCUUUCAUUUUGCAAAUAUAAAUAGAUGGUCAUAUAUCUAAUGUAAAUUUCUUUGUAUAAUGGCUAUGAAGCAAUAUGAGUGUAUAUGUAUAUCAUUUUUGGAUGAAUAAUUGGGUUUUAUGUGUUCAAAGUGAAGCAAAGACGGGUCUUGAUCUUGAUUUAUCAGUUACUCUGGCUUGGAAUGAAUACAAUACUAUACUGACUUCUGAAUAAAACUCAACUGCCACACUGUUAAAAAAAUUAAUUUGCAUUAAAAUGAAAUAUUCAAUCAAAGCUCCCUUGAAUUAGUACUUAAG
Anoplopoma fimbria (sablefish) is the source of this 2978-nucleotide messenger RNA. Its product is annotated as cholecystokinin-like. Gene Ontology annotation, biological process: digestion. Gene Ontology annotation, molecular function: neuropeptide hormone activity. The record is from RefSeq and is a predicted model, not a curated record. Gene Ontology annotation, cellular component: extracellular region; axon. Lineage: Eukaryota; Metazoa; Chordata; Actinopteri; Perciformes; Anoplopomatidae.